Molecule: messenger RNA, 147 nt
Organism: Paramecium octaurelia
Lineage: Eukaryota; Ciliophora; Oligohymenophorea; Peniculida; Parameciidae
Source: the annotation of a GenBank genome assembly
AUGAAUUUUAUUCAGUCUCCUCUUCAUAAUCAAUUUCAUCUUUAUUCUAUUGUCUACACUGACAAAUCAUAGCAAUCAACAAUUACAACUCAUUACAAUAUCAGAAGGCUCACUUUAGAAUAGAACAUUUUGCUAAAAAACAAUUGA